Heterotrigona itama is the source of this 541-nucleotide messenger RNA. NCBI's taxonomy places the organism in Eukaryota, Metazoa, Arthropoda, Insecta, Hymenoptera, Apidae. The record is from the annotation of a GenBank genome assembly.
AUGAAACGGUUAACAGAAGAGAGAACGAAACUUGUUUUAGAAAAAUUAACAAAGUAGUAAGUUCCAAAAGUCAGUUUCUCGAAAACUGUUUAUUCAUUGUUCAUUCGUUUGAUCGUGAAUAAUUUUUUAACGUACAUACACUUAACAGCCGACCUAUUAAAAACUUAUUCGCAGCAUUGGAACCAACGUGAAAUUAUUACUCGAUCGACCAGAUGGUGUCUAUUGUUUUCGAGAGAGAAAAGGCAGAGUAUAUUAUGUUUCUGAAAAGAUUUUAUUAUUAGCAAGUAUGGUAAAUCCAGAAAAAUUAACAAGUAUCGGAACAUGUUUUGGGAAAUUUACAAAAUCUGGAAAAUUUAGACUACAUAUUACCGCGUUAUAUCACUUGGCUCCUUACGUGCAACAUAAAAUUUGGGUGAAACCAUCAGCCGAACAACAGUUUCUCUAUGGACAUCAUAUUUCCAAGUCUGGUUUAAGUCGAAUUACAGAAAAUACUCCUCAAUAUCAAGGAGUUGUUAUUUUUUCCACAAACAAUAUUCCACUG